Molecule: messenger RNA, 457 nt
Organism: Etheostoma spectabile (orangethroat darter)
Lineage: Eukaryota; Metazoa; Chordata; Actinopteri; Perciformes; Percidae
Gene: rpl34
Product: ribosomal protein L34
Exons: 5
Coding region: 44-418 (124 amino acids)
Biological process (GO): translation
Cellular component (GO): ribosome
Molecular function (GO): structural constituent of ribosome
Source: RefSeq, a predicted model, not a curated record
GCUUGCUCCUUCCUCUUCCGGUUACGGCGACAGCAGCUUCAACAUGGUGCAACGCCUGACUUACCGUCGUAGGUUGUCCUACAACACCGCCUCCAACAAGACCAGACUGUCCCGGACGCCCGGUAACCGCAUUGUGUACCUGUACACCAAGAAGGUCGGCAAAGCCCCCAAGUCUGCAUGUGGCAUCUGCCCAGGAAGGACUGCUGGUCUCGUUGUGGUUCUCUUCCAGAUCCGGGCUGUUAGACCUCAGGUUUUGAUGAGGCUCUCCAAGACCAAGAAGCACGUCAGCAGGGCCUACGGGGGCUCCAUGUGCGCCAAGUGUGUGCGUGACAGGAUCAAGCGUGCGUUCCUGAUCGAGGAGCAGAAGAUCGUCGUCAAGGUGCUCAAGGCACAGGCACAGAGCCAGAAAUCAAAGUAAAAUGUAUUUGUAUGGCCACAAUAAAAAAUGACAAAUCCA